Messenger RNA from Phaethon lepturus (White-tailed tropicbird), 608 nucleotides. RefSeq names its product sushi domain-containing protein 4-like. The record is from RefSeq and is a predicted model, not a curated record. Lineage: Eukaryota; Metazoa; Chordata; Aves; Phaethontiformes; Phaethontidae. The annotation marks the transcript as partial. Gene Ontology annotation, biological process: negative regulation of complement activation, classical pathway; negative regulation of complement activation, alternative pathway. The transcript is spliced from 3 exons.
UUUGAUUGUAUCUUUGUCUGACAUAGGGUUUGAUGACCUACAUGCUUGUGCUGAUCCUGGAGCUCCUGAACAUGGAUACAAGACACCCAGUGCAGGUGUUUUCUUUGAAAGUGUGGUAGUCCGGUUUCAUUGCCAAGAAGGAUACAGGCUUAAUGGUACUUCAAAAAAACUUUGUGUGAGACACUUUAAUGGCUCCCUGAGCUGGAAACCAAGUGAUAAACCUGUGUGCCUACAAGAAGUCACAGAUUGCCUUGUUCCACAUGUUGAAGAUGCAGAGAUUCAUAACAAGACAUACAGGACUGGCGAUAAGUUAAUAAUCAGCUGUCAUGAAGGAUUCCAGAUCCGUUACCCUGACUUAGACACCAUGGUUUCAAUAUGUCAAGACGAUGGAACAUGGGAUAAUCUGCCCAUUUGUCAAGGUUGCCUGAGGCCAUUCGUUCUUCCUCAUAGUUACAUUAACGUAUCUGAGUUCGAGUCCUCCUUCCCCGUAGGAACAGUGGUGCAUUAUCAAUGCUUUCCUGGAUAUAAACUAGAAGGGGCAGAGUUCCUUGAGUGCAUGUAUAACCUUAUCUGGUCAGAUAGCCCACCUAGGUGCCUUGAUGUGGAAG